This is a messenger RNA of Ornithodoros turicata, 2736 nucleotides long. RefSeq names its product monocarboxylate transporter 12-like. Lineage: Eukaryota; Metazoa; Arthropoda; Arachnida; Ixodida; Argasidae. Gene Ontology annotation, molecular function: monocarboxylic acid transmembrane transporter activity. The transcript is spliced from 5 exons. The coding region runs from base 173 to 1606 and encodes 477 amino acids. The record is from RefSeq and is a predicted model, not a curated record. Gene Ontology annotation, biological process: transmembrane transport. Gene Ontology annotation, cellular component: membrane.
AAUACGUGACAGCCCCAUACCGUUCGCUAUGUACCGUCCACGUAUGUGGUAAAGAAUAUCGAACCGAACACAUCGCCGCAACUCGCGAUUCGGCGUUCUUCGCAGACGACAGAAGACCACUAAGAUGGCAGCCUCCAUUUAACCGCAGACGACGCUCGAUUCGUGGGACGCCAUGAGCAUCCGGACGGAUUCCCCGCGGAGUUGGCUCGUAGCCAUCGGUUGCUGUUGGAUCAACCUCUUUUCCGCCAUCGCUUACAAGUCCAGCGGAGUCAUCUACGUGGGAGUUCUGCAGACUUUCGACGUCUCACGCGAAGAAGCAUCAUGGCCGCUCACGCUUCUUGCUGUUUUCAUCUUUGCUACAGGUCCUCUCGCGGGAAUUCUAGCCCUCUACUUCAGUAUCUGGCAAAUAUCGCUCUGUGGCUGUCUACUGUCUUCCAUCGCCGUCUGUGCGUGCUUUUACGCAACGGGCACAACAUACCUGAUGCUUUGUCUGGGAGCCCUGCAAGGUGUCGGACUCGGCUUGCUGACGCUUCACAACGUCAUUAUCAAUCAGCACUUCAGAAAACACCGCGCAACUGCAUCGGGCAUCAGCUACGCCGGGCCGACUCUGGCGUCUCUGCUGUUCCCACCCUUGGUCCAAGUCCUCUUUAACCAUUUUGGACUUCGAGGCGCGCUCCUGCUCUUUGGUGCAAUCAUGCUCAAUUCUGUUGUCGGCGCAUUCUUGCAAAGACCACCCAGUGCACUACGAAAUGCAAGAAGCUCGUGUAAUCGCUACCGGGUUGUCGCAUCUAGUCGCGGUGAUGAACCACUGAACAAAAAUGAUGUGAGUGUGAGUUUUUCCAACGGGCGCGUUCAAAACGGCGAUGUGAAGGUAGUGUACGAGACCUUGAAGGAUACAGAGAAGACAAAACUCGAUGAGAAUGGAGAGGCGGAUGUGUUCUUGAACAGUGGACAAGAACAGAAGGUGUCCAAGACAAAAGACAUAGCCGCACUUCAAGAUAGCUUGACCUUCUUCAAGAAUCCAAUGUUUUACGUCGUGUCUCUCUCAUUCGCUGUGAUAUUAUUUAACUUAACGACGUACCUCACAGUGGUCGUGGACUUCGCGGUAGAUCACAACGUUCCUCACUUUAGAGCGGUGCUACUGAUCUCAUCGUAUUCGAUAGCGGAUCUAGCGGCCAGGUUGGGAUCCGGUUGGCUUUCGGACCGGGGAUUCGUCAGCAGGGGAAACAUGAUGGCUAUUCAUUUCCUAAUGGGAGGAAUUGUCAUGUUUGGCAUGCCGUUCCUCACCAGUUACCCCGGCCAAGUGGCGCUUUCGGUGUUUUCUGGAUGGGCCAAUGGUUGUAAUAUGAUCUUGGUUUCUGUGCUGCUGACCGAGCACGUUGGACUGGACCAGCUACCGGUGAGCUUCGGUGCAACGUCCCUGGUGGCUGGAUUGCUGUGUCUGGCAAGGCCGCCUCUAAUCGGUUAUUUCCGGGACACGACUGGCGAUUAUGAAGGCCUCUUCCGACUUAUCGGCGGUGUGAGCGUCGUCCUCUCCGGAGUGUGGUUCGGAGCAGCCGCGAUUCUCAAGUGCAACGCCACGAAAAAACAACAGAGUCAACCUUGACGCCUGUGUGCGUUACGUCCAUAUUGUGACAUACUAGCUCCGUCCGGCAGGACUGUUCCUGGUUCUCCAUGCGUUGUAAUGCGCCUGCCUUUUUUUCUUCUCUUGUUUCGCGGCCAAGUUGCUCACAAAAAUCAAAAGAUGGUCCAUGGAGACCGCGUUUUUAAUGGUUUUAUCUUGCCGAAUAUUUUGAACCGGUCACAAAUCGUCUAAUACGCAUGAAUUCGGCAUUAUUGGAGGGGCCGUCACAGCAUCCUACUAUGAUUGGCUACUUCGUAGUGAUCCAGAAGGUGCUGACGAAUUAGUACUUUACGCAAAUGAGCCCACGGACACUGUGUUGUGUACCUCAUCAAUGUUGUGCCAAACGAAGAAGAUGCCUUCAAGCCACAGGAUGUGUAUCGUGUGUGUGCGCGCUUUGGUAACACGUACAUCACGUUCCUGUCUGCGAAGUUCCUGCGGAAAGACGAUCCAAUUUUUGUCCGGAUAAACGAAUACGGUUUACCCGUUUUGGAGAUAAAGAUGCAAACAUUCCCAAGCAGCACAACAUCUUGGCUCAAUAUUGGACCAAUAUUGGCAAUACUGGCCCGAUAGUGGUCCAAUCUUGGUCUAAUAUUGGCAAUACUGGCCCGAUAGUGGUCCAAUCUUGGCCCUAUAUUGGACCAAUGUUGGCAAUACUGUCCCGAUAGUGGUCCAAUCUUGGCCCUAUAUUGGACCAAUAUUGGGAAUACUAGCCCGAUAGUGGUCCAAUCUUGGCCCAAUAUUGGACCACUGUUGGCAAUACUACCCGGUAUUGGUCCAAACUUGGUCCAAUACUGAGCCAACAUUGCCAAUAUUGGUCUCAUAUUGGGCCAAGAUGUUGUGCUGCUUGGAUUGGGAUCCUGGCUGUACGUUCCACAACGUCCAGAAUCGCUUGCAUUGACUCAAAACGUGCUUCCAUUUCACUGCCGUCUUUAUUUUCUAUUGCCGCAACAUGAUAUCACAGUCGUAGGAGAGCUGUUUUCUCCCUGUGAUGUGUGUGUGUUGGAAGUAUAACGUUUUUGAGCACUGCUGUGUUUGUUUUUAUACAUUGGCUUAUAAUGUGAUUGCAUAACGAUCUCGUGUGUUGUUGUUCAAUAACAGUUUGACAAAAGCAA